AAGUGGCGAUCAUUGAUAACAUCAAAUUGCGGGAACAUCCAAGUUUGCUGCCACGCCGCGACGGAGCCUGAGCCUGAGACUAAGCCCCUGCCUGCCCGCCUGCCUUGCUGUUGGCUGCGCUUACCACGGCUCCUCCACACGACUGCUGCAUAGAUGCACAAGACUUCCGUGUGCCCGUGCCCCUGCUGCCUUCCCGCCAAACUCCACUCGCAAAUUUGUGAACACAACGCAAAGCGGGCGACGGCCACGACCAGCCUGCUUGACAACUUCCGCCGCCCAACCCGACUUUUGGCUUACAAAAUAAAACUUCAACCCCCAGGAGCGGCCACGCAGCCUGCCGCCUCCCCAUCUUCGCCUGACGCAGCCCGGCCUCGCCGAGACAGGCCUUCUCGCUCGACACUGGCCCCGACCUAGCUUCCCAGGGUGGGCUCUUUCCUGCGAACGUCCUUGCUCCCCGCGCGUCGCCCUGCCGAAGCCUCGACUGUCGUCACCAGCCGCCACCAUGGACCAAAUCCCUGACUCCCCCAACGCCAUGAUGGUGGACAGCGUCGACCAUGUCGUCGAGGCGAACGGCGUCCUGGAGAAGGAUACCGUGACCGAGAUCACCCCCGAUACCCUCGCCGAGGAGACGCCAGCGCGACCGCUGGCCACCGACUUCGAGGCCAUAAAAAACGAGGUGCUCAUCCCUCUUGUCGAGCAGCCCCGUACCCUCGAAGAUGUCCACCACACAUGGGAGGUUGAGGCCUACAGGAGCUUGCCCAAGAAGGACCAUGGCCCCAUAUUCACAGCAGGCGGCUUCCCCUGGCGCAUUCUCAUAUUCCCUCAAGGCAACAACACGUCGCACGCCUCCAUCUACCUCGAACAUGGCUUCGAUCCGAGCGAUAUCCCAGAGGACUGGAGCUGCUGCGUGCAGUUCUCAUUGGUGCUCUGGAAUCCCAACGACCCCUCCAUAUAUACCCACCACACAGCUCACCACAGGUUCACCAAGGAGGAGGGUGACUGGGGAUUUACCAGGUUUCUGGAGCUGAGCAAGAUGUUCAACCUCCCCUAUGAGGACUUCGACCGGCCCAUGGUGGAGGACGACCGUGUCAACAUCACUGCCUACGUCAGGAUCGUCGAGGAUGAGACUGGCGUUCUGUGGCACAACUUCACCAACUACGACUCCAAGAAGGAAACAGGAUAUGUUGGGCUCAAAAACCAGGGCGCCACGUGCUACCUAAACUCGCUAUUGCAGUCUCUUUACUUCACCAACGCCUUCCGCAAAGCCAUCUACCAGAUCCCGACGCAGCAAGAGGAGAGCAUGAGUAACAGCGCAUACACCUUGCAACGGCUCUUCUACCAGCUCCAGACCUCGAGCGGCGCAGUCGGCACGGCCGAGUUGACCAAGUCGUUCGGCUGGGAGACGCGUCACAUAUUCGAGCAACAAGACGUGCAGGAGCUUUCACGGAAGCUGAUGGAGCGCAUGGAGGAGAAGAUGAAGGGCACUGAGGCCGAAAACGUACUCCCAAGGCUUUUCUGCGGCAAGAUCAAGACGUACAUAUCUUGCAUUCACGUCAACUACGAGUCCAGCCGAGUCGAGGACUUUUGGGACGUUCAGCUCAAUGUCAGCAAGAUGGGUAACCUCCUAAACAGCUUCAAGGACUACAUCUCGGUCGAGAAGAUGGAGGGCGAGAACAAGUACUUUGCUGGAGAUGAGCACAAGCUGCAGGAGGCAAACAAGGGCGUCAUAUUCACCUCGUUUCCCGACGUGCUCCAUCUGCAGCUCAAGCGCUUCGAGUACGACUUCACAAAGGACGCCAUGACCAAGGUCAACGACCGCUACGAGUUUCCCGAGGUCUUUGAUGCCGCCCCAUUCCUCUCGGAGGAUUCGGACAGGUCCGAACCCUGGACCUACCAGCUGCACGGUGUGCUGGUUCACAGCGGCGACCUCAAUGCUGGCCACUACUACGCCUUCCUGAAGCCGAACAAGGACGGCUGGUUCUACAAGUACGACGACGACAAGGUGACGAAAGCGACGAUGAGGGAGGUCCUGGAGGACAAUUUCGGCGGCCCCUUCCAGUACCCUAACGGAUUCAAGCCGGCCGCCACAAAGAAGGUCGUGAUGCGGCCCAACAGCGCAUAUAUGUUGGUUUACAUCCGGCAGUCGCGCGUUGACGACAUUCUGACGCCGGUGACGCAAGCCGACAUGCCCCAGCACAUCCAAACCCGGUUCGAUGAGGAAGCGGCUGCUAAGGAGGCCAAGCGCAAGGAGAGGGAGGAGCAGCACCUGUACCGCUGGAUAAAGGCGGUUACUUCCGACACGUUCCGCGCCCACGGCGGGUUUGACAUGACCAAUUUCGACAUUACUCCCAACCAGACCCAGGACGCCAACCCCGCAGCUCCGCGACUGUACAAGCAAUUCCGGACCGCGUCCAUGAAGGACGUAACAGAGUCGAUCGCCAAGGACCUUGGACAUGAGCCAGAGAGGGUGAGGCUGUGGAUCAUGGUCAACCGUCAGAACAAGACGAUCCGGCCCGACCAGCCCAUCAUGGAUUUGCGUCCCAGUCUGGAAGACACAUGGAGUAGAGCUUCAUCGAUCCACAGAGACGAGGCCCUGCGCGUAUGGGUCGAGGUUGCCGAGGACGUCAGCGAGAGCGGCGAGGUCAUAUGGCCGACCUACCAGGGACAGUCGCCUAACGGAGUUAUUGUCAAGAACGACCUGAUCCUGCUAUUCCUGAAGUACUUUGACGUCGAGUCACAGACGCUGAGCGGACUUGGCUACACGUACAUCAACAAGGAGAAGAAGGUGGAUGACUUGAUACCCAUCAUCCUUAGGAAGUUGGGUGUGGGCGAGAAACUACCCAGCGAUGAGAAGAUGCUCCUGUGGGAGGAGAUCAAACCCAGCAUGAUUGAGAGUCUCAAGGCGAAGCAAUCUUUAAAGGCUGCCGAGCUGCAGGACGGCGACAUCAUAUGUGUUCAGAGGAAGCGGGAGACAGGCACAUCCAACUUCCUAGAAAAGAGGUUAGGCGGUGAUUCCAGGACAUCGGACGAGGCAAAGUCGGACAACUUUGAGGAUGCAAAGGAGUACUACGAAUUCUUGGUGAACAAGAAGAUGAUUCGGUUCCACGCGCACCCCACGCGCGGCGAUCCGAGCGCGCACCAGCCCUUCGAGAUGGUGCUCAACUCCAAGAUGACGUACGACCAGCUCGCCGAGAAGGUGGGCGAGCGCCUCGGUGUGCCGCCAACUCACCUCAGGUUCUCGACUCUGCACGGCACCACUGGCCAGCCCAGGCUACCGGUCAAGCGCGGCCCCACGGCCACUCUUGGGACCAUCCUCAAUCCCCCGAUCUAUGGGCAUAUGAGUCAGGGGGCGCAACGCAACGACGCUCUGUACUUUGAGGUUCUCGACAUGAGCCUUUCGGAGCUCGACACCAAGAAGAAUGUCAAGCUCACGUGGCUCAGCGAGGGUAUCACCAAGGAGGAGCACUACGAUCUCCUGGUGACCAAGAGCGGCAUGGUCGACGACCUCAUCGAGGCGCUGAUCAAGAAGGCCAAGCUACAGAGCGAGGAGGAGGCGGGCCCGAUCCGCAUCUUCGAGGUCAAUACGCACAAGUUCUCAAGAGAGCUUCCACGCGAAUAUCCCGUCAUCAGCCUGAACGACUUCCUGUCGAUCGUGGCCGAGCGGGUGCCGCAGGAGGAGCAGGGCGUGGAGAACCCCCAGUUUAUCUACGCCUUUCACUAUCAGAACGAGCCGAAUAGGCUGCAUGGGAUGCCGUUCAAGUUCCUUCUCAAGGAGGGCGAGCCAUUCUCCGAGACCAAGAAGCGGCUGGAGAAGCGAACCGCAAUCCGUGGCAAGAAUUUUGAGAAGAUCAAGUUCUCUGUAGUUAGGCGCUCACAAUACUCGCGGCCUCAGUACCUUAAGGAUGACGACACGCUCUGGGAUCUUUCUGAACCAGAAGACGACUUCCUCGGACUUGACCAUGCAGACCGGUCGAGAUCUCUCCGCAACGGAGUCGGUGAUCUUUUCCUCAAGUAGACGGGAGCGGGAACUCCGGGACGAACGAAAGUUUCGAGGAAACCCAAGUUACACCGAGAAAGAAGCGGAUCGGGAAUGUCGAGGUCACGAUUGCCGCUCCUUUUCUAGCUGCCGCCAUCCUUUCAAUAUGACUUGUGAAUCACGCCUUACAUCGAGCAAGCUUGGGGAAAGCGACUGGGAUUGUUAUUUUCAUUCGGGAUGGAGUGCUCCGGUGCCUGCAUCGUAUCCGUAGCGGGAUGGGUGGGUUCCGCAUGGCGGCUACAUGUAAUCUUGCCCCUGCCACUCUCUUUCUUCCAUCCUUAUUUCUUUGGGUCAAGCUUACGAGCCAUUGCAUUGAUGUCUUGUCUCUUUAUCCGCAGGACUUGGGGCCUCGCUUUUUUUUCAUCUUAUUUCAUUGUUUCUGUUUCUUUUGUGGCCAAUUUUGAAUUCUUAUUCUCCGCCUUGAAUCCCCAGGAUGGAACAAACUCACGAGGACAGUCAAGCACAUAGACCGGAAGUUGAGGGCACUUGCGAGCAGCGGGAAAACGACUUGGCCGGGUCUUUGAUGUUUUUAUCUCGAGGCCUUUUUGUUUGUUGUUUAGUUGGCACUGUCAGAAUACGGGUGGAGAGCAAGGGCGUCAGCGUCGGGCAAGAGAAGGCGUAGAAACAGGUAGCAACAAGCAACAACUUUGUGGCAACUGAAAACGAUGAAGCAGCACGGUCGUGGGAAUUGAGUUCCAAGGCAAGGAUCCCCAGGCCAGAGCCUCC
Molecule: messenger RNA, 4762 nt
Organism: Gaeumannomyces tritici R3-111a-1
Lineage: Eukaryota; Fungi; Ascomycota; Sordariomycetes; Magnaporthales; Magnaporthaceae
Product: ubiquitin C-terminal hydrolase
Exons: 9
Coding region: 503-4015 (1170 amino acids)
Biological process (GO): regulation of protein stability; protein deubiquitination
Cellular component (GO): cytosol; nucleus
Molecular function (GO): cysteine-type endopeptidase activity; protein binding; cysteine-type deubiquitinase activity
Source: RefSeq, a predicted model, not a curated record